UGAGAUAAAAUUAAUCCCGUCUCUUUUCCAUUUCUCGCUUUCUCUCUCUCUUUAAGCUCGGUUUGAACUUUCAAGUUUAAAACACACAAAGCUUGUUUUUUUUUUCCUUUUCUUUUCCUUAAAGAGACAUUCCGGGUUUCUGUUCUUGUUCUCAAAUUUGUGUUUCAAAGAAAAUAAGACAAAUUUCCAUGUGCAGUGGUCCGAAGAGGAAGCCAACUCAAACUGGUUUAACGAUGGAGGGUGAGUCUCGUAAAGAAGAUGAGGUUCCUCAAAAGUUCUCGGUUUUGCUGGAGUUGUCGGCUUCAAAUGAUUUGAUUGGCUUUAAAAUUUCUGUUGAAGAAGGGGGUCAUGAUAUGGAUGAGGCAGGCUUGUGGUAUGGAAGGCGAUUGGGUUCGAAGAAGAUGGGGUUUGAAGAAAGGACACCCCUUUUGAUUGCUUCCUUGUUCGGGAGCCAGGAUGUGGUGAAUUAUAUUGUUGAAAGGGGCCGUGUUGAUGUUAACAGGGCUUGUGGUUCCGAUGGGGCCACCGCUCUCCACUGUGCUGCUGCUGGCGGCUCUUUUUAUUCGCCUGAAAUUGUCAAAAUCUUGCUUGAUGCUUCUGCUGAUAUCGAUUCUCUCGAUGCUAAUGGAAACCGGCCUGGUGAUUUGAUUGCUCCGGCUUGUAACUCGGCUUUUGGCUUGAGGAAGAAAAGGUUGGAGUCUUUGCUGAAAGGAAGUGACUGUGUUGGGGAGAUAGAGGGCUUGCCUGCUCAGUUAGGAAAUGAAAUGGGAGGGCUAGAGGAACAAGAAGGUUCGAUGCCCCGGGUUUCGAAAGAUGGAACUGAGAAGAAAGAGUAUCCCGUUGAUCUUACUCUUCCGGAUAUUAAGAACGGGAUAUACGGCACAGAUGAGUUUAGGAUGUAUACUUUCAAGGUCAAGCCUUGUUCAAGGGCUUACUCUCACGAUUGGACUGAGUGCCCCUUUGUUCAUCCUGGGGAGAAUGCUAGGAGGCGUGAUCCUAGGAAAUAUCAUUAUAGCUGUGUACCUUGCCCUGAAUUUCGUAAGGGAUCAUGCAGGCAAGGUGAUAACUGUGAGUAUGCACAUGGUAUUUUUGAGUGCUGGCUUCAUCCUGCCCAGUAUCGAACCCGUUUAUGCAAGGAUGAGACUAAUUGUACCAGGAGAGUUUGUUUCUUUGCUCACAAGCCUGAGGAGCUUCGUCCCUUGUAUGCUUCAACCGGCUCAGCGGUGCCUUCCCCGAGAUCUUAUUCGGCUGCUGGUUCCUCCUUAGACAUGGGUUCCAUGAGCCCACUUGCUCUUGGCUCCCCAUCUGUUAUGAUACCUCCGACAUCAACACCGCCCUUGACCCCUACUGGUGCUUCUUCUCCUAUGGGUGGAUCGAUGUGGCCAAGUCAGUCUAACAUCAUACCUCCUACCUUGCAGCUUCCUGGUAGUAGGUUGAAAACUACACUUAGUGCUCGGGAUAUGGAUUUAGACAUGGAACUACUGGGGCUGGAAUGUCGUCGCCGCCGCCAGCAGCAGCAACAGUUAAUUGAUGAGAUAUCUGGCCUUUCCUCCCCAACCAGCUGGAACAAUUCUACAGCAUUUUCUGCCGCUGGUGACCGAACUGGUGAACUAAAUAGAUUUGGAGGGGUGAAGCCAACUAACCUUGAUGAUAUUUUUGGAUCUCUUGAUCCUAGUAUUAUGCCACAAAUACAAGGACUCUCGCUUGAUGCUGCAGCAUCUCAGCUGCAAUCUCCCACUGGAGUUCAUACGCGCCAGAAUAUUAACCAGCAGCUCAGGGCUAGCUACCCGACCAACCUACCAUCCUCUCCAGUGAGGGCUUCUUCAUCCUUUGGGAUCGAUCCAUCUGGGCCGUCUGCAGCUGCAGUUUUAAGUUCAAGGUCAUCUGCCUUUGCAAAGCGUAGCCAGAGCUUUAUCGAGCGUACUGCUGUAAAUCGUCAUUCAGGGCUGUCUUCGCCAGCUUCUUCUGCAAGUGCAAUGCCUUCCAACCUAUCAGAUUGGGGUUCCCCCGAUGGCAAACUAGACUGGGGCAUACAGGGAGAAGAGCUAAACAAACUAAGAAAAUCUGCUUCCUUCGGGUUCCGGAGCAGUGGCAGCAAUUUGGGAAAUGCCCCUCGUUCUAUAUCAUCAACUACAGAUGAGCCUGAUGUGUCAUGGGUCCAGUCUCUGGUGGUGGACCCUCCUCCUGCCGGGCAGUUAAGUUUUGAGGAGGAGCAGUGUCAUCGUAACCCUGGGGGCGCGGAGAUGCUCCCUGCUUGGGUGGAGCAAUUGUACAUGGACCAGAAACAGAUGGUGGCCUAAAAGCACAAGGCUAUCCCCACCAUUAUCUCCUAAGUUAACCUUAACUAGUUUUUGUAUUUUUCCCCAUUUGUUUGAAUUUUUAUCAAAUACUCCGCAUCUGUAAUUGGAAUGAAAUGGACCAGGAGAGAAUACAAGGUGAGCAGAAGAAAAAGGUUUCUGCCAAACUUACUCUGAGGUUCUCAAGAAUAAUGUCUGUUAUUCUUUUUUGUCACAAUAUUGGGUUUACUUGGAUAGGUCGGGCUAAAGCAGGAGAGGAUAGUUAGGCCAAUGUUCAACACUUUCAUUUCAAUUUGCAAAGGGAAGCAAGCGCAGCACUGAUUCUUUUAGUGUAUUUUCUUUUGGUGGGGGCUUGUUCAUUUUUUAUGUAUCAAAAACUACUGCAUUAUUUAAUUUAUAUAUCUAUUUUUCUGUUAAAAA
Gossypium raimondii (Peruvian cotton) is the source of this 2717-nucleotide messenger RNA. RefSeq names its product zinc finger CCCH domain-containing protein 66. NCBI's taxonomy places the organism in Eukaryota, Viridiplantae, Streptophyta, Magnoliopsida, Malvales, Malvaceae. The record is from RefSeq and is a predicted model, not a curated record. Gene Ontology annotation, molecular function: metal ion binding; protein binding. The coding region runs from base 189 to 2300 and encodes 703 amino acids. The transcript is spliced from 2 exons.